Molecule: messenger RNA, 378 nt
Organism: Lodderomyces parapsilosis
Lineage: Eukaryota; Fungi; Ascomycota; Pichiomycetes; Serinales; Debaryomycetaceae
Exons: 1
Coding region: 1-378 (125 amino acids)
Source: RefSeq, a predicted model, not a curated record
AUGUCAUUUUACGGAGACAUCCGUUCCUACGAUAUUCACACUUACUGGAACAACAACAACAAGGUGGAGAGACAAUUGGCUUACGAUCUCAGAGAAAAGGUGUUGAAAACUUUCUCUCCUGAGAUUGAAGCUGGUGACAUUCGAGUCUACAAAUUUCAUGAUACGCCAAUUGGACCCCACACUUUGAACAUGUGGGAAUUAGAUUUCAAGAAGCCAGAAUUGUUUGCUAAGCUUGUUCCAUUUUUUCAAUUGAACCAUGCAAAAUUAUCUGUUUUGAUUCAUCCUAGAACAAGCCAGGGCGAUCUUAAAGAUCAUACUGAUCAUGCAAUGUGGCUUGGACAUAAAGUUAGAUUGGAUACAAGCUUUCUUAAGGAUUAA